This is a messenger RNA of Trematosphaeria pertusa, 670 nucleotides long. Its product is annotated as glyoxalase/bleomycin resistance protein/dioxygenase. The transcript has 2 exons. Lineage: Eukaryota; Fungi; Ascomycota; Dothideomycetes; Pleosporales; Trematosphaeriaceae. The record is from RefSeq and is a predicted model, not a curated record. Bases 104 to 589 code for a protein of 161 amino acids.
CUCCCUACUAGCAGUGGCAACAUCUGGUAUCUCGAUAUUUGCACCGAUAGCUAUUUAUCCUUCCAGGCUCAUACUUACGGAACCUACUCCGAAAAUCAUCGCCAUGCCAUACCUGGCCCACAUCUCCCUCCUCGUAAGCGAUUACGACGAAGCCAUUGCUUUCUACUCCCGCUUGGGGUUCGAAAUAGUGGAGGACACCCUCAUACUGGAGCAACAGAAGAGGUGGGUUACCAUCCGACCUCCGCCUCCCCAACCUUUGUCCAGCGGCACUUCAGCGGAACAACAGACCGAGUCUCCUGGUGAGAAGGUCAAGCAGGAACCAACGCCUCCGUCUGCACUGGCUUCGUCGCAGUGUGCGACUAUUCUCCUUGCCCGUCCCAGCAACGCAGAGCAGGAAGCGUUUAUAGGAAACCAGACCGGAGGACGGGUGUUUUUGUUCCUUGCGACGGAUGAUUUUGAAAGGGACUUCAAGCGGUUUUCAGAAGCGGGCGUAGAGUGGGUUCGAGCACCGAAGAUGGAGGCAUACGGGAAGGUAGCGGUGUGGAAGGAUCUAUAUGGCAAUUUGUGGGAUUUAAUUCAGUACCAUUGACCCGGAAGCCGUGGGGUCGGCAAGGCCCAGGACUUAUAGGGACCACCUUGGCGGUGAGUUUAUGAAAGAUAAGCUCAGUCC